Messenger RNA from Sclerotinia sclerotiorum 1980 UF-70, 2253 nucleotides. RefSeq lists its product as hypothetical. The transcript has 3 exons. The record is from RefSeq and is a predicted model, not a curated record. Gene Ontology annotation, biological process: tRNA processing. Lineage: Eukaryota; Fungi; Ascomycota; Leotiomycetes; Helotiales; Sclerotiniaceae. Bases 1 to 2253 code for a protein of 750 amino acids. Gene Ontology annotation, molecular function: RNA binding; flavin adenine dinucleotide binding; tRNA dihydrouridine synthase activity.
AUGACGGACGAAAUCCCCAAUCCAGUACAGCCUGAGAAGUCUUUAAAACGGCCAUUAGAUGGAGAACAAUUGGAGGAGGCACAUCCACCACAACCGAUACUACCAGAAGAUUCAGCAGUCACAAAGGCAGAGAAAGUAGAGAGAAACGGUGCGAAUGGGAAUUCUGUGAGCAAUGAAGAGCCGGUUGCGAAAAGGAUCAAGACUGAAGAGCAAAAUCACAAUUCCACCGCGACAGAUUCUCGUGACAGGGUCAGAGGCAUAGCUCCUAUCAAAGCUGAGUACUUGCUUCAUCCAGCUGGAAGUCGAUCGGCCACAGAUGGUCGCAAUCCCGCAGCAAACGACGAUGCGGCAGAAGAAAAACCUCGCGGCGACAACAGGGACAAUGGAGGCAAGAAGAAGAAGAAGGAGAAGGGCCAGAAUAAAGAUCGUCAAUUUGGAUCCUGGGGCGACAAAAUAAAGUUAUGCAACAGCACGUCAAAUUCGCCAGAGUUCUCGCCGAAAGAAUGCAGUUUUGGAGAAAGCUGCAAGUGCGAACAUGAUCUUAGGAAAUAUCUGGCUGAAGGGAAGAGAGGAGACUUGACUACAUUCAAUUCGAAGUGCCCAGUUUGGGAAGAUAAUGGCACAUGUCUGGCUGGUUGGAAGUGUCGUUUUGUAGGAAGUCAUUCCAAGGAGGUGAAAAGGGAGGAUGGUCGAAUGGAACUAGUCCUCAUAGAGGAUUUAGAACGUAUGCGUACCACGGUAGCCGGUGAUGAAGAAGCUCUCGGGGGUGUCGUGAAUGUGGUCAGCACUAAGGAUAAGCUUGAUCUCGCUCGGAGGAGAACAAAGAUGGAGAAAUCUGAUCUAUAUACAAAUUGGUUGGAUAAAAAUUCGGAGGAAGUUAACAGGCAAAGCAACCUCAGAAAAGAUCAGAAAAAUGAUCAGACUCAGGAAGAAAAGGAAGAGAAUCGCGCGCGAUAUGUGGAACCACCAUUUCUCCCUUCUGAGAAGCGACGAAUUUACUUUGGACCCGAGACGCCUGUUCUCGCUCCUCUCACUACUCAAGGCAAUCUUCCGUUUCGUCGACUCUGUGUGGAACUUGGAGCGCAGCUUACUUACUCGGAAAUGGCAAUGUCGAUACCUCUGUUCCAAGGCCAAAAAUCUGAAUGGGCAUUAAUGAAGGCACAUGAGAGCGAAAUCACACCACCACGAAUCAAUCCAGACAGAAGUUCGAUCGUUCAAAAUUAUAAUAACUCGAAGGACUUGAAGUUCGGUACCCAGAUUUCGGCCAAUAAACCAUUUCAAGCAAUUAAAGCUGCCGAAAUCCUAAGUCGAUUCGUGCCACAUCUACGAGUCAUUGAUUUGAACUGUGGAUGCCCAAUCGAACUUGUAUAUAGACAAGGAGCAGGUUCAGCUUUGCUCGAUGCACCAUCAAAACUGGAGAAAAUGAUUCGAGGUAUGAAUGCAGUUUCUGGGGAAGUUCCCAUCACAGCCAAGAUUCGAAUGGGGACCAUGACAGGAAAACCUACCGCUCUUAAAACUAUUGAACGUUUAGCAUUUGGUGGUGUUGAAUCACGUGAGAGACUUGGUGCUCCUGGUUGCGCUGCGAUUACUCUUCAUGGACGUAGCAGACAACAGAGAUACACCAAGAAUGCCGAUUGGAGUUACAUAGCAGAAUGUGCAGCUCUCGUCAAAUCAUACAACCAAAAGAAGGAUGAUUUAACAGACACAAUCAUGGAACCAGAUGCCCGCACAUUACCAAAUGCCCCCGAUGGAAAAUUACAUUUCAUUGGAAACGGUGAUUGUUAUUCCCACGUUGACUAUCUCGACCAUAUACAAAAUGCAAGCGUAGAUUCCGUCAUGGUAGCACGCGGUGCACUCAUCAAACCUUGGCUCUUUGAAGAAAUCGAAAAGGGACAAACCCUCGACAAAUCUGCAUCAGAACGACUACAAUAUAUCGAGAAGUUUGCACGUUACGGACUCGAGGCUUGGGGAUCAGACGAGAUGGGUGUGGGACAAACGAGACGAUUCUUAUUGGAAUGGUUGAGCUUUGCUCAUCGAUACGUCCCAGCUGGAAUCUUGGAACAUUUACCUCCUAGUUUACAGGAUCGUCCCCCGGCUUACAGGGGAAGAAACGAUUUGGAAACUCUGUUGGCUAGUGAUAAUUACAUGGAUUGGAUGAAGAUUUGUGAAAUGUUCCUCGGCCCCGCACACGAGGGCUUCAAGUUCCAACCUAAACAUAAAUCGAACAGCUACGAGAUUGAAGCAGAAGGAUAG